ACGAAGAUGGCGGCCGCGACUGUGGUGGUUCCCGCAGAGUGGAUAAAGAACUGGGAGAAAUCAGGGAGAGGCGAAUUUUUGCAUUUAUGCCGAAUUUUCAGUGAAAAUAAAAGCCAUGAUAGUUCAAGUUACAGAGAUUUCCAGCAAGCUCUCUAUGAGUUAUCAUAUCAUGUCAUUAAGGGAAAUCUAAAACAUGAACAAGCAUCUAAUGUUCUUAAUGACAUUAGUGAGAUCCGUGAUGAUAUGCCCUCCAUUCUUGCUGAUGUAUUCUGCAUAUUAGAUAUCGAGACAAAUUGUCUAGAAGAAAAAAGUAAGAGAGACAAUUUUACACAGUUGGUAUUAGCAUGUUUGUAUUUAGUUUCAGACACAGUUCUAAAGGAACGCCUGGAUCCAGAGACAUUGGAAUCUUUGGGGCUUAUCAAACAAUCACAACAAUUCAAUCAAAAGUCAGUAAAAAUCAAGACAAAACUUUUUUAUAAGCAACAAAAAUUCAAUUUGCUGAGAGAAGAGAAUGAAGGUUAUGCCAAGCUGAUUGCUGAAUUGGGGCAAGAUUUAUCUGGAAAUAUUACUAGUGAUUUAAUCUUAGAAAAUAUAAAAUCUUUAAUAGGAUGUUUUAACCUGGAUCCCAAUAGAGUUUUGGAUGUCAUUUUAGAAGUAUUUGAAUGCAGGCCAGAAUACGAUGACUUCUUUAUACCAUUAUUAGAAUCUUACAUGAGUAUGUGUGAACCGCAAACAUUGUGUCAUAUUCUUGGGUUCAAAUUCAAGUUUUAUCAGGAACCAAGUGGAGAGACUCCGUCGUCUUUAUACAGAGUUGCAGCUGUACUUCUGCAGUUCAAUCUUAUUGAUUUAGAUGAUCUUUAUGUACAUCUUCUUCCAGCUGAUAGCUGCAUUAUGGAUGAACACAAACAAGAAAUAAUAGAAGCUAAGCAAAUUGUUAGAAAACUUACAAUGGUUGUAUUGUCUUCUGACAAACUUGAUGAACGAGAAAAAGAAAAGGAAAAAGAAGAUGAGAAAGUAGAAAAGCUACCUGACAACCAAAAACUUGGUUUGUUGGAAGCCUUGUUAAAGAUCGGUGAUUGGCAGCAUGCACAGAACAUUAUGGACCAGAUGCCUCCAUACUAUGCAGCUUCACAUAAGCUAAUAGCUCUUGCUAUUUGCAGGCUCAUUCACAUAAUUAUUGAGCCUCUCUACCGAAGAGUUGGCGUUCCCAAAGGUGCUAAAGGCUCACCUGUUGCUGCUUUGCAAAACAAGAAAGCACCCAAACAAGCAGAGACUUUUGAAGAUCUGAGGAGAGAUGUAUUCCAUAUGUUCUGUUACCUUGGUCCUCAUCUGUCUCAUGAUCCCAUUUUAUUUGCAAAAAUGGUUCGCAUAGGGAAAUCAUUUAUGAAGGAGUUUCAGUCUGAUGGAAGCAAACAAGAAGAUAAAGAAAAAACGGAAGUCAUCCUCAGCUGUUUACUUAGCAUUACUGACCAGGUACUACUACCAUCUCUUUCUUUGAUGGACUGCAAUGCUUGUAUGUCUGAGGAACUAUGGGGAAUGUUUAAAACAUUUCCAUAUCAGCAUAGAUAUCACCUAUAUGGCCAGUGGAAGAAUGAAACUUAUAACAGUCAUCCACUUUUAGUAAAAGUUAAAGCUCAAACAAUAGACAGAGCCAAAUAUAUCAUGAAGCGUCUAACCAAGGAAAAUGUGAAACCUUCUGGAAGACAAAUCGGGAAGCUGAGCCACAGCAAUCCAACGAUUUUGUUUGAUUACAUCUUGUCACAAAUACAGAAGUAUGAUAACUUAAUAACACCUGUAGUAGAUUCACUGAAAUACCUCACUUCAUUGAAUUAUGAUGUCUUGGCCUAUUGCAUCAUUGAAGCUCUAGCUAAUCCAGAAAAGGAGAGGAUGAAACAUGAUGACACAACGAUCUCCAGUUGGCUUCAGAGUCUGGCUAGUUUCUGUGGGGCAGUUUUUCGUAAAUACCCAAUUGAUCUUGCUGGUCUUCUUCAAUAUGUUGCCAAUCAGCUAAAGGCAGGCAAAAGUUUUGACCUGCUAAUAUUGAAAGAAGUGGUACAAAAAAUGGCAGGAAUAGAAAUAACAGAAGAAAUGACAAUGGAGCAAUUAGAAGCCAUGACUGGUGGAGAGCAGCUAAAAGCUGAAGGUGGCUAUUUUGGCCAGAUCAGAAACACUAAGAAAUCCUCUCAGAGGCUAAAAGAUGCACUGUUAGACCACGAUCUUGCACUUCCUCUUUGUUUGCUUAUGGCUCAACAGCGAAAUGGUGUGAUCUUUCAGGAAGGUGGAGAGAAACACUUAAAACUUGUGGGAAAACUGUAUGAUCAGUGUCAUGAUACCUUGGUACAGUUUGGUGGGUUUUUGGCAUCUAAUCUAAGCACAGAAGAUUAUAUAAAGCGAGUACCUUCAAUUGAUGUGCUUUGUAAUGAAUUUCAUACACCUCAUGAUGCAGCAUUUUUCCUGUCUCGGCCAAUGUAUGCACACCAUAUUUCAUCAAAAUAUGAUGAACUUAAGAAAUCAGAAAAGGGAAGUAAACAGCAGCAUAAAGUUCAUAAAUAUAUCACAUCAUGUGAGAUUGUGAUGGCUCCUGUCCAUGAAGCAGUGGUUUCCUUGCACAUUUCCAAAGUCUGGGAUGAUAUCAGCCCUCAAUUCUAUGCCACAUUCUGGUCAUUGACAAUGUAUGACCUUGCAGUUCCACAAACCAGCUACGAAAGAGAAGUGAACAAGCUUAAAAUACAGAUGAAAGCAAUUGAUGACAAUCAGGAAAUGCCUCCGAACAAAAAGAAAAAAGAGAAGGAGCGUUGUACUGCCCUUCAGGACAAGCUUCUUGAAGAAGAAAAGAAACAGAUGGAACAUGUACAGCGAGUUCUACAAAGACUGAAACUGGAAAAGGACAACUGGCUUUUAGCAAAAUCUACCAAAAAUGAGACCAUCACAAAAUUUCUACAGCUGUGUAUUUUUCCUCGAUGUAUUUUUUCAGCAAUUGAUGCUGUUUACUGUGCUCGUUUUGUUGAAUUGGUACAUCAACAGAAAACUCCAAAUUUUUCCACACUUCUUUGCUAUGAUCGAGUUUUCUCUGAUAUAAUUUACACUGUUGCAAGCUGUACGGAAAAUGAAGCUAGCCGAUAUGGCAGAUUCCUUUGCUGUAUGUUAGAGACAGUGACAAGGUGGCACAGUGAUAGAGCCACAUACGAAAAGGAAUGUGGGAACUAUCCAGGAUUCCUUACUAUAUUACGAGCAACUGGAUUUGACGGUGGGAAUAAAGCUGAUCAGUUAGACUAUGAAAAUUUUCGACAUGUUGUGCAUAAAUGGCAUUACAAACUAACCAAGGCAUCAGUACAUUGCCUUGAAACAGGAGAAUAUACACACAUCAGAAAUAUCUUGAUUGUGCUAACAAAAAUACUUCCUUGGUACCCCAAAGUUUUGAAUCUGGGCCAGGCUUUGGAAAGAAGAGUGCAAAAAAUUUACGAAGAAGAAAAGGAGAAGAGGCCUGAUCUAUAUGCAUUGGCUAUGGGCUACUCUGGGCAAUUGAAAAGUAGAAAGUCAUACAUGAUACCUGAAAAUGAGUUUCAUCACAAAGACCCCCCUCCGAGGAAUGCAGUUGCCAGUGUACAAAAUGGGCCUGGUGGCGGGCCUUCUUCCUCUACUUCUUCAUCAUCGUCUUCGUCGUCGUCAUCAUCGAUAGGAAGUACAUCUAAAUCGGAUGAAAGCAGUACUGAGGAGACUGAUAAAUCCAGGGAGAGAUCUCAGUGCGGUGUGAAAGCUGUUAACAAAGCUUCUAAUGCCACACCCAAAGUGAAUGCCAACAAUGGAAAUAGUGGCUCUAAUAGCAAAACCAUUAAAGAAAAUGACAAAGGAAAAGAAAAAGAGAAAGAGAAAGAGAAAAAAGAAAAGACUCCAGCUACUACUCCAGAGGCCAGGGUACUUGGUAAAGAUGGUAAAGAAAAACCAAAAGAAGAGCGACCAAAUAAAGAUGAAAAAGCAAGAGAGACCAAGGAACGAACACCAAAAUCUGACAAAGAAAAAGAAAAAUUCAAGAAGGAAGAAAAGCCUAAAGAUGAAAAAUUCAAGCCCGCUGUCCCCAAUGUAGAAUCAAAAUCAACUCAAGAAAAGGAAAGGGAGAAGGAGCCAUCCAGAGAAAGAGAUAUAGCAAAGGAGGUGAAAGCCAAGGAAAAUAAUAAAGGAGGAGGAGAAAAACCAGCUGUUUCUGGGCCAAUGAAAUCUCCAGUUCCCCGAUCCGAUAUUGCAGAGCCUGACAGGGAACAAAAACGUCGCAAAAUUGAUUCUCACCCUUCUCCAUCACAUUCCUCAACAGUAAAGGUUACAGCCGCACCUCCCAAUGUUCCUCUGGGUUCUGAGAACUAUGCCAGCUCACCUGUCAUCUCCGUUCAUUUUGUACAGGACAGUCUCAUCGAACUCAAGGAUUCUUCAGCAAAGGCCAAGAAUGAAGUAUUUAUUGGAACAUUAAUACCAGAACUCUACACUAAUCAUACUCCUACACCACUAUCCAAGAGUAAGGAGAGAGAAAUGGACAAGAAAGAUUUGGACAAGUCGAGGGAAAGAUCCAGAGAGAGAGAGAGAAAAGAUGAAAAGGACAGGAAGGAACGGAAAAGGGAUCAUUCAAACAAUGACCGCGAAGUGCCGCCGGACUUAACCAAGAGGCGUAAAGAGGAAAAUGGAACAAUGGGAGUUUCAAAACAUAAAAGUGAAAGUCCAUGUGAGUCUCCUUAUGCAAAUGAGAAAGACAAGGAAAAAAAUAAGUCAAAGUCUUCAAGCAAAGAAAAAGGUGGUGAUUCAUUUAAAUCUGAAAAGAUGGAUAAAAUCUCCUCCGGUGGCAAAAAGGAAUCCAGGCAUGAUAAAGAAAAGAUAGAGAAGAAAGAAAAACGGGAUAGUUCAGGAGGAAAGGAAGAGAAGAAACAUCAUAAGUCCUCAGAUAAGCACAGAUAAUGAAGACUUUCUAUCAAGGGUAUGGACAGACCCCUAAGCUGAAGGUCUCCCAGAGGAGGAUGCCAAAGCUCCAUGCGCCACUCGCAGAAUGAUCUCUCUCAUAAUUAAGAGCUUCUGGUGCUGUCCAUUUAAUGGGAAUCUGCUUUAAACCAGAAGAUGAGUACACACCAUCAUCCUCUUGACGAGACAUUCCAAAGUCACUAAUUUUCAGAACACUUCCACCUCCAGACAGUUUCUUGCAGCAAGGUCCCUGUGUAUGCAGUCUGUAAUUGAGAUCCGCCCUACCAGAAGCAGCAUCUCCUGAAAAUUUCAGUAACUGAACUUUAGCUCAUCCUUCUUUCUCUGAAGAGAGAGGAAAUCGCCCUCCUGGAAGCAAUUCUGUAAUGAUGUAGAUAGAGACUGUCUUUGUGUGCGAACUCUUACUUGUCUGACAAUAUUGAGAUGAUAACAUUGCUUGAGGAUUUGGGCUUCUUGUUAAAAGCAAAAACCUUUUUUGUGUGUUCCCGGGAAAGCACUUCUUUUCAUAUUUUAACAGCAUCAGCAAUUGUAUUCAUUAAUGUGCCCUUAAAUACUUUACCAGAAUUUUCCUUGCCCAUUAAUUCUCCCAGUAUGAGACCAAUUUCUUACCCUUCUAGUUAAUGAUCAUACUGAUAAAUCUCGUUGCUCUUUAUUGGAACAUUCGCCUUUAUUUUUCCAAUUUCCCUAUUGAGAUAACAACAGAAUCACCAUUUAAAGCGACAGAAGGAGAUCUUGUGUCCCUUCGCAGUAAUUCCCAGUUCUCCUCUCUGACCCCUGGAAACCACUAAUGUGCUUCCUUUCCCCCCUAUAUUUUGGUCUAGUUUGGACAUUUCCUAUUAAAUGGAAUCAUGAAAUAUGUUAUCUUUUGUUUCUAGUUUCUCUCACUUAGCAUCAUGUUUUCAAGGCUCUUCUAUGAGGUAGCAUGUAUCAUUCCUUUUUAUGACUGAAUUACCCCAUUGUAUGAAGGUGUACCACAUUUUAAUAUAUUCAUCAAUGAUGAACAGAAAUGAUUUUUAAGUAUUAAAAUUAUGAGUUUAAAAUUAGUGUAUCCACAACUAUAAUUGGUAAUGUUAAGAUUACUCAUGUGAACAGAAUGUUUGUGUAGAAACUAUGUAAAUUAUGUGUCAGCAUUUCAUGGAAGUGCACUGAUUUUUUUUAAAGGCCCCUUGUAGCUCUGGGUUUUGUCAAUUAUGUGAAUGUAGUAUUUUCAUCAAUAAAAGUUAAUGCGUUAAGCAUUAGUUUGAAAAUUGAAUGAGAACAAUGUUAGGCAGAUAGGAAAUUAUUUGCCACGUGUUGUAAUGAUCGUUUUGAAUUUAUUUCAAUAUGCAGUAUUUGAAAAAUGUCAAUACAUGAAAGGAAACGAGUAUAAAUCGAGUCGAUAUAUUUUUAAAGCAAUUUUUAUAAUUUAGCUGACAUUGCAUCUUAAUAUAAGUUACUAUUAAAAUCAUGUCCUUAUAAAAAUGUGAUAUCAUUUCUCUGUUUUAUUUUGUUGGAUGUUGAUCAUAUGAAAUCAGACCCUUUUCAUUGCUACUGCUUGCCUCUGUGGAAUAUUUUAUUUGUUGCUAUUUUUUCUCCACUCCAGUUCUCUCUAUGUCUGUCUCCGCCUGCGCGCUCAUGCCCCCCCCCUCACAUGCAUGCACACACACACACACACACACACACACACACACACACACACACACACAAUGUUCAGCGUUUUUAUAGUCAUCAUAAUGUUCCAAUCUUUAAUGGUUUCUAAGAGUGGACAACAAAAAACACUCAGAAUGUUUUCAGGGCACUUAAUUCAGAUGCUUGUGAAAGAUGGAACUCAUUGACUUCCUUAAAUCAAUUAAUCUCCUUUCUUCUGUUCUCCUUCCUCCUUCCUGUCUUUCUCCCUUCUUGCCCCUUCCUUCCUUCCUUCUUCCUGUCUUUCUCCCUUCUUUCCCUUUCCUUCCUUCCUUCCUUCCAUCCAUCCAUCCAUUCAUCCACAUAAUAACUUUGUUUCUUUCAGGUAAGAUUGGAAGAAAGUGGUUCAGCUGUGACAGAAAUUUAUUUUCCUGAAUAGAUUGCCAAGCAGUUGUGAAUGAUGAGGGCCCAUUUCAUCGUAAAUUAUUUAGUUAUUUACUUUAUUGCUCCAUGCUGAAAAUUAAUGAAUUGUGCAUUACUGUAUUUUAACUUGUUGCUUAAUUUCUACAUGUUUAUUUUCAGUGAAUGACUGAAAGUGUUAACUUCCAUAUUUUUAGCACAAUGUGCUGCAUACAGUUCCCAACAAGCAAAUAAGGUUAUAUGUGUAUAGAAUUUUCCCUUAAUUAAACGUUGCCUGGGUUUUAGUUGUUUUUAAUCUGAAAUGCUUUCUUUUUAUUGGUUGAAACUGAAAAUAAACCGUUAUUGAACCAUUUGAAUUUACCUCAUUUUAAAAUGCAGUUUUAAUUGAUUAUUUGGCUGUUUUUAAAUAUUAGUCACUAAAAACAAAGCAGAAGCAGUGUCUUAUGCAAUGUGUAGGGAUCCUUUUAUAUAGUUUGUGUGUACAACAUUAAAAACCUGUUUAAGCAAGAAAACAAGUACCAGCACUUGGCACUUGCCUUGUAUUUUCUUGUAAUUAUGUUAGUCAAAUCUUAGGGAGAGGGGACUUCUGAAGUUAAUUGUCUUUUAAUUCUACAGCAUCGGAAGCUUUGUAUUGCUGAACAUUCAUCUGGAAAAGUUUCACGGUGACAUUUUUAAAGCGAAUUUUUUUAUCAACUGAAUUCUACCAGUGUAACCUUUUUUCUAAAUAAACCAUAGUUUUCUCAAUUGAUUGUAAA
Echinops telfairi (small Madagascar hedgehog) is the source of this 7739-nucleotide messenger RNA. RefSeq names its product THO complex 2 (gene THOC2). The record is from RefSeq and is a predicted model, not a curated record. The coding region runs from base 7 to 4941 and encodes 1644 amino acids. Gene Ontology annotation, cellular component: THO complex part of transcription export complex. Lineage: Eukaryota; Metazoa; Chordata; Mammalia; Afrosoricida; Tenrecidae. Gene Ontology annotation, biological process: mRNA export from nucleus; mRNA processing. The transcript has 40 exons. Gene Ontology annotation, molecular function: mRNA binding.